AGCGGUUGUUGUGUACCACCGAGGAGAAGUUGUGUUCCACAGCCCGUCUGUCAAGCCGCUUCGCUGGGGCGAACUCUGCAUAAAGAAAACUUUAAUUUCAAAUUGUUUGAUGGAAACGUCCAGGAGUUUGUAAAACAUUAACGACAUUCAAACGUGUCACCAUUCAAAUGACAGGAUGGAUGCUUCAGUUUAUUUGAAAUUUAUAUUGGUGGUCCGCUGCGCCAUCUCCACGGUGUGGUGUGGCCAGAUGUGUGACGUGGUGAGUGAGAUCGAGCUGGAGAGAGAGCGCUGUGACAACAAAACCUCUGGGAACGUCACGGCAGGUUGUCAAGGGAUGUGGGAUAUCAUCGCUUGUUGGCCGUCUGCCAGGGUGGGAGAGGUCAUCACAAUCAAGUGUCCGAAGUACUUCAGUUACUUCUCUGACCAUAUAGUCAAACAUAAAGGUAACCUGUCUAAGACAUGUACCUCAGAGGGUUGGACUGAAAUGCACCCACUGGACAUCGCCCUGAACUGUGGUUAUAACGCCAACAACACUGGAGAUGACGGGAACUUCUUCUGGCAGGUGAAAAUUGGUUACACUGUUGGACACAGCAUCUCCCUGAUCUCCCUCAUCACAUCGAUAGUCAUAUUGAGUAUCUUCAGGAAACUCCACUGCACUAGGAACUACAUCCACAUGCACCUGUUUGUGUCAUUCAUCUUGAAGGCCAUCGCUGUGUUUACGAAGGAUGUGGUUCUGUACCAGGUCGGAGAGGUUGACAACUGCUCCCCAGGAUCCGUUGGCUGCAAGGCGGUGAUGGUCUUCUUCCAGUACUGUAUAAUGGCCAGCUUCUUCUGGCUGCUGGUGGAAGGCCUGUAUCUCCGCGCCCUAUUGGCCGUUUCCUUCUUUUCUGAGAGAAAGUACUUCUGGUACUACAUUCUGAUUGGCUGGGGAGGGCCAACAAUCUUCAUCACAGCUUGGGGAGUGGCGAAGGCCUACUAUAAUGACGUGGGGUGCUGGGACAUAAUUGAGAAGACUGAGAUGUUCUGGUGGAUCAUUAAGACACCAAUCCUGGCCUCCAUCCUGAUGAACUUCAUCCUCUUCAUCUGCAUCAUCAGGAUCCUCCGGCAGAAGGUCAACUGUCCAGACAUUGGAAGGAACGAGUCCAACCAGUACUUGAGGCUGGCCAAGUCCACCCUGCUGCUGAUCCCUCUUUUUGGGAUCAACUUCAUAGUGUUUGCCUUCAUCCCAGAGCAGGUGAACACAGAGCAACGGCUGGUCUUCGACCUCAUACUGGGAUCAUUCCAGGGAUUUGCGGUUGCUGUUCUCUACUGCUUCUUAAACGGAGAGGUGCAGUCUGAGAUGAAGAGGAAGUGGAGGUGGUGGAACCUGCAGCACCACAUGGGUUCUGACACCACUAAGCACCAGCACCCCUCUAUGGGGAACAGUACCGGCACCACUCAGAUCUCAAUGUUGAGCUGCAGCCCAACGACACGCCGCGUAUCCUCCUCCUGCCCCCCUCCUCUCCCCUCUCCCUCCUCUCUCCCCCUCUGCCAGGAUGACUCCUCAAUGAUCUGACACACAGAGAAAGAGAGAGAGCGAGACACACACACAUACACACACUCAUGUUGCCAAACAUACACUCGUAAAACUGACUAUCCUACCGAUCCUUGACUUCGGCGAUGUAAUUUACAAAAUAGCCUCCACCACUCUACUCAGCAAACUGGAUGUAGUCUAUCACAGUGCCAUCCGUUUUGUCAACAAUGCCCCAUAUACUACCCACCACUGUGACCUGUAUGCUCUUAUAGGCUGGCCCUCGCUACACUCUCGUCGCCAAACCCACUGGCUCCAAGUCAUCUAUAAGUCUUUGCUAGGUAAAGCUCUGCCUUAUCUCAGCUCACAGGUCACCAUUGCAGCACCCACCCAUAGCACACGCUCCAGCAGGUAUAUCUCAAUGGUCACCCCCAAAGCCAACACUUCCUUUGGCCGCCUUUCCUUCCAGUUCUCUGCUGCCAAUGACUGGAACAAACUGCAAAAAUCACUGAAGCUGGAGACUCAUAUCUCCCUCACUAGCUUUAAGCACCAGCUGUCAGAGCAGCUUUCCGAUCACUGCACCUGUACAUAGCCCAUCUGUAAAUAGCCCAUCCAACUACCUCAUGAGAACUUGUUCUCAACCUGCUGGUUAAAUAAAGGUGAAA
This is a messenger RNA of Oncorhynchus mykiss (rainbow trout), 2175 nucleotides long. It is a transcript of the gene vipr1b, whose product is annotated as vasoactive intestinal peptide receptor 1b. NCBI's taxonomy places the organism in Eukaryota, Metazoa, Chordata, Actinopteri, Salmoniformes, Salmonidae. Gene Ontology annotation, cellular component: plasma membrane. Gene Ontology annotation, molecular function: peptide hormone binding; G protein-coupled peptide receptor activity; vasoactive intestinal polypeptide receptor activity. Gene Ontology annotation, biological process: cell surface receptor signaling pathway; adenylate cyclase-modulating G protein-coupled receptor signaling pathway. The record is from RefSeq and is marked provisional.